CGCAAGCACGCACACACACAUACACACACACGUGUGUGUGUGUGCCUCUUGGUGGGGCCGAAACUGAGCACAGACAGGGAAUUUCCCUACAUCCGGGGUUCGUAACACCUGUCAGGGUGGAGUCAGUGCCCGCAUGGCGAUGUUACUAUGGCGUCAGUCCGGAAGUCAGUUCAGUCCAAACCUUGCUACACGAACCAUGGUGUUGGUGAAACUGGAAGUGAACUGCCAGACGUGCACUCAGAUUCCGACGAAACGUUUUUUGUGCCUCGUUCGUCUCGGAGACAGGUUUUUCAAUCCAAAUCCUGUAUCCAUACAGAAAGCGCUGUUGCUCCCGUCACGCGGCCAGUGAGCAUGGUACUCAUCUCCACCACGUCACGCUACCAUGCUGAAGAGUUCUGUGAUAUAAAUCUAGACAAUGGCAGUGACUUCAAGCUUACGGAAGAUGUAACCGAGGUCAGUGCCAGCACUACUUUAAAGGACAAAAGUAGGGUGAGUGAAAAUUGGAAACAUUUUGCGAAAAAAAUUAAGACGAGCAAAAAUUUUCACAGGAAGCAUGGUAAAUCUAACCUACUUGAGGCUCGAACGAAGUGUUUAUACGGUGAAAGCGAAGAGCAGAAUGGCUUGCCCCCUUUCGAAAUCCGCGGGAACCAAGAGGCACAAAAGGACCAACAUACAUACAGAAUAUCAUCACGUGAUAAGAAUAACCAGAAGCGUCAGGACAAUCUGCCUUUCGAAAAUAUACUGCACGAAGCUCCCUUGGAUAUCACAGCGAUAAGCAAUAAGAAUGAAUUGCAAACACAGGAAAAGAUUGCUUCAAACUUGAGCUCGUCGCCACCGUCUUGCCACAUACCGUCAUUUGCCAGCGGGUUAGGGUACGAUUCCAACGAUAACAUCCAAAACUCAUGCACUGCUGUUUGUAGAAGAUCAUCCAUGGUAGAUGAUCUCCUGCUCUCCAUAUAUAGACACAACCGUCGUAGCGACAGCAUCGAGGAGUCAGACACACUGACCGAGCACUCCACGACUUCUGAGACGCCGCACGUCGCGUCUCAGCUCCAGGCAAGGACUGUGAGGCGCUGCCCCUCCGGCGGGGUUGUGCACCGCCGCUCCAGACUCGUCAAUAAAGAUGUGAAUGAGCUUCGGUUUCUGGUUGCCUCUUUGCAGGCAUCUCUGUCUAACCAGUGCGCCAUGCUCAUUAGGGAGCUGAAACGACGAGACAAACUUCAUUACCGUCGAGAUCAGCAGAAUGAUGUUAUCACAGCAAUACUCCAUGCGUUGUCACAGAAGCGAAGCCAGGACACAAGGAUGAGGUUCUCAGUGGCACCACUUCCCGGAGACUCAGGAUUCAUGCAGUGGCAUGACGCUAUGAUGAUGUGCGCCAGACUGCCGGGGGGUAUUCCUCAAGAGUUCCGUCGGAGGCUGUGGUUGACGUUGUCCGAAAAACACCUUCAGGCUCGCGGCGUCGACUGGUCCCAUGCAGAGAGGUUCUGUUUUAACGAGUGGUCCAACCCAGACGACGACGAGCUUGGUGAUCAGAUCGUCAAGGACUUGCACCGAACCGGUUGUUCGUUGUUUUGUGGUGAAGAAGCAGAAGACAAUCAGGCCAUGCUUAAGCGCGUGCUGCUUGCGUAUGCUCGCUGGAAUAAGGCGGUUGGCUACUGCCAAGGCUUCAAUAUGCUGGCAGCGAUUAUCCUCGAGGUCAUGGAACGACAGGAGUCUGAUGCACUAAAGGUGAUGAUCUACCUGAUCGAGGGCGUUCUCCCCGAGUCCUACUUCGCAAACAACCUCAGGGGCCUCAGCGUCGACAUGGCUGUGUUCAGGGACCUCCUUCGCCUGCGGCUUCCUCACCUCUCGCGACACCUGGAGCACCUGCAACAUGACGCUGCUGAUCUUGCAACUGGCACCAGCUAUGAACCACCACUCACUAACGUCUUCACGAUGCAGUGGUUCCUAACGCUAUUCAGCAACUGCCUCCCGCGGGAGACAGUGAUGCGCGUGUGGGACCUGACGUUCUUGCAGGGGGACGAAGUCCUUCUGAGGACGGCUCUCGCCAUCUGGGACGGCCUUGCAGUGCGAAUCCUAGACGUUCACUCGGCAGACGAAUUCUACACGGUAAUGGGCGUGCUCACUCAGGAGAUGCUAACCUAUGGCCUCAUGGACGCCAACAAGUUAGUGCAGACUGUGGUGGGAAUGGCCCCGUUCCCGUUUCCCGGCCUGGUGGAAUUGCGAGACAAGUACACGUAUAAUAUAACGCCGUGGACCCAGUCUGUGUCGUCUGUGGCCAAGAGAGGACUCAGGCUCUUCUACUCAGACGACGACGACGACGACAACGACGAGGACGACCAGAAGAUCGCGGUGGCCACGGCGUUUGGCCUCUCUGGCAUCUUUAGGAAAGGUGUAGAGAGCCGCGGGCCUUCCCCCGUGGGCGGUGGCAGUUCGGCGUCCCCUGGAACCUUCGUGCCCCUUGCGUUCCCAUCGUCUCGGCAUGCCCAUGAGAUCUCUCGUCCGAACUUAGAUAUCUCUGCCCUAAAGAAGCAGUACGCCCGUCUAAGGGAGAGGCAGAAACAGGCACAUAUCAUCCUUACGGCCUCACAGCUCCGCGUGGGCUCCUCCCUGAGCGGCGGAGUGUCGCAGCGAUCGACACCGCUCGCCAUGAACCACCUCCUGCGGGGGAAGAAGGCCCUGACGUCCAAGACGAAGCGAGGAGCUCCUCAGGGGGUCAUUCCCGUAAUGGAACCGAAGAAGAAGGUCGAACGGAAAUUCAGCGACUCGACGGGAGCACGGCCCGCUCCCCAAGCACAGAAAGUGCAGCUCAAGUCCAGCACACGAUCUCUCCGCAGCCACUACCAGACCCUGAAGCGUCCGCCAAGCAGUUGCUCGCAAAGCCCUCCCAAGGUAGAGACCUUACACUGGAAGGAUACGCCUCGCAGGGAUCGGAGGGCCUCGCUGCCCUCUGGUGUCAAGCUCCUGGAAGCCCCUACGCCUUCACCCAGCGCCCUCGGCGUCCAGGAUGAGGCAGAUGACGCAGAGGGAGGCAGUAGCACUUCCACCGAGCUCUGCGACGACGAGGAUGAAGACAAGCUGAGCGACCUCGAGGCCGACGUGGCCGCGGAGGGGCGCCCGGCCACCACAUCUCCGCGCCUCGAAACUGUCAUGGAACUGCAGACGCCAUCGCCAGCCAAGCAGCAGCGGAAAAAGCAAGAAGCUAAAGCGAUAAUCUUAGAGAGAGAGAAAUUGGCUACUGAUAAAGAAAUCGAGCUGAAGCCAGAAUCGAAGCUGUUGAUAAAGGAACCACAAGAAAUUUCUAAACCAGAAGUGACGACACAGACUGAGUCAGACAAUGAAUCUACAGAGAAAUCGGAAAUGAAAUUAGAGUUAGAAUUGGAAGCAGUGGAAGGCAAACUUGAAGAUGCAAAAGCAGACAGUAAACCAUCAUUGCGUGAAGAACAAGAAGAAACAGAAACUAGUACCAAAUUAGGAGAUAUAAAAGUAAAAACUGGUCUAGUGGAGAGAAGUGAAGAAGAGAGUGUAAAGCAGGCCAAACUAGAAGAUAGAAUAAAGAAGAUAAUACCAGAAAAUAAGUUACUGGAAAUAGAAUCACAAAAGGAACCAGAGAUGUUAAAAUCAGAAGAGAUGAAAGCAGAAAGUAAGCCAGGGAGGAUAAAGGCAGAAAGAGAAGCAGAGUUGAUAAAAUCGGAAAUUAAGCCAAAAGAGAUAAAACCGGAAACUAAAGGAGUUGAGAUAAAACCAGAAAUUAAACCUAUGGAGACAAAACCACAAUUUAAAGCAGAGGAGAUAAAACCGGCAAAUGAAUCAGUAGAGAUAAAACCAGAAAUUAAAGAGAUUGCAGAAUGCACAACAGUUGAAUCAUUGGAGAUAAAACCAGAAAAAAUAUCAGUGGAUAUAGAGGCAGAAAUUAAAUCAGUGAAAAUCAAACCUGAAAUGAAAGUAGAGAUAAAGCCACUUGAAGAUAUCACAGAACAUGCAGCAGUUGAAUCACUGGAUAUAAAACCAGAAAUUAAAACAGUUCAGGUAAGACCAGUAACUGAAUCAGUGGAAAUAAAACCAGAAAUAAUAUCAGUGGAGAUGAAACCAGAUAUUAAAUCAAUGGAAAUCAAACCUGAAAUGAAAGUAGAGAUAAAGCCACUUGAAGAUAUCACCGAACAUACAGCAGUUGAAUCAUUGGAUAUAAAACCAGAAAUUAAAACAGUGCAGGUAAGACCAGUAAUUGAAUCAGUGGAAAAUCAGUGGAGAUGA
Messenger RNA from Penaeus indicus, 4254 nucleotides. Its product is annotated as TBC1 domain family member 30-like. Gene Ontology annotation, cellular component: endoplasmic reticulum. The transcript has 14 exons. The record is from RefSeq and is a predicted model, not a curated record. NCBI's taxonomy places the organism in Eukaryota, Metazoa, Arthropoda, Malacostraca, Decapoda, Penaeidae. Bases 148 to 4254 code for a protein of 1368 amino acids.